GAAGCAACAAUGCUGCCUCUAGCCGUGUUGGCCGUGUUGGCCAUGUGCCUCAGCGCAUCCCUCUCUGCCCCUAGCCUGGACCCACAGCUGGAUGACCACUGGGAACUGUGGAAGGGCUGGCACAGUAAGAAAUAUCAUGAGAAGGAGGAGAGCUGGAGGAGACUGGUGUGGGAGAAGAACCUGAGGAAGAUCGAGCUGCACAACCUGGAGCAUUCAAUGGGCACACAUACCUACCGCCUGGGCAUGAACCACUUUGGAGACAUGACUCACGAGGAGUUCAGGCAGAUCAUGAACGGCUACAAGCGCAACGCACAGAGGAAGGUCACAGGAUCCCUGUUCAUGGAGCCCAACUUCCUGGAGGCCCCACGAUCUGUGGACUGGAGGGAGAAAGGCUACGUCACUCCCGUUAAGGACCAGGGUCAGUGUGGCUCUUGCUGGGCCUUCAGCACCACCGGAGCUCUGGAGGGUCAGAACUUCAGGAAGACCGGAAAACUGGUGUCGAUGAGCGAGCAGAACCUGGUGGACUGCUCCAGACCCGAGGGCAACGAGGGCUGCAACGGCGGUCUGAUGGACCAGGCCUUCCAGUACGUCAAGGACAACCAGGGUCUGGACUCUGAGGUGUCCUAUCCUUACGUGGCAAUGGACGACCAGCCGUGUCGCUACGACCCCUUCUUCAACUCUGUCAACGACACCGGAUUCGUCGACGUCCCCAGCGGUGUGGAGCGCGCUCUGAUGAAGGCCGUGGCCGCCGUGGGACCCGUUUCAGUCGCUAUCGACGCUGCUCACGAGUCUUUCCAGUUUUACCAAUCAGGAAUCUACUACGAGAAGGAGUGCAGCAGUGAGCAGCUGGAUCACGGCGUGCUGGUGGUGGGUUAUGGCUUCGAGAAACAAGAUGUGGACGGCAAGAAAUACUGGAUUGUGAAGAACAGCUGGAGUGAAAAGUGGGGAGACAAAGGCUUCAUCCUCAUGGCUAAAGACAGAAAGAACCACUGUGGAAUUGCGACGGCGGCCAGCUAUCCUCUCGUCUAACGUUUGCACAGCUCCACUUUGCAGCUCCUUAGUGUUUUUUUAUUGCAAUAGUUUGGCUGAAGGCGACGGACGAAGGCUUCAGACCGAGCGACGACAUCGACAGGAGAUUCUGUGAUGUUUUUAAAAAGCAGAAACACUGUUUUUAGGGAAAUGGC
Sebastes umbrosus (honeycomb rockfish) is the source of this 1184-nucleotide messenger RNA. It is a transcript of the gene ctsla, whose product is annotated as cathepsin La. Gene Ontology annotation, cellular component: lysosome. The transcript is spliced from 7 exons. Gene Ontology annotation, molecular function: cysteine-type endopeptidase activity. NCBI's taxonomy places the organism in Eukaryota, Metazoa, Chordata, Actinopteri, Perciformes, Sebastidae. Gene Ontology annotation, biological process: immune response. The coding region runs from base 10 to 1029 and encodes 339 amino acids. The record is from RefSeq and is a predicted model, not a curated record.